Drosophila takahashii is the source of this 3270-nucleotide messenger RNA. NCBI's taxonomy places the organism in Eukaryota, Metazoa, Arthropoda, Insecta, Diptera, Drosophilidae. The record is from RefSeq and is a predicted model, not a curated record.
CGUAACGUAUCUAGACGAGUUUUGCCAUCUCUACAAAUACAACUAUUCAUAAUAAUUUCUUUAAACACGAAAACGCGAGUAAAACUAGCGGGCUUUAAUUGAUUUCAUUAAAGAAUCAAUUUGGCUUUACACCCCACUCGUGUUUUUCAACCUGACCUGGCAUUUUCGCCCAGGAAAAGCGGCCAAAAAAGCGAGUGGAAGGGUAGGGUAGAACGGUAACCUAAGCCCAAAAAAAAAAAAAAACAUGGAAGUGUGUUAACGACGUAAGUGUGCUUUAAAGGGCAAUUUUGCUCACUCUACCGAACCCCCUGGGAUCCCGCGAUCCAGUUUCUGUCCGGAAUGCCCCUGAACGAUGUGGCCUCCACCGGCGGAGUUUAUCCGGAAAAUGGAACGAAGCACAAGGCGCAGGCGAUGGCGAAGCCACCGGAGUCUUCUGUUCCGGGAUCGUCGGGACUCUCGCUCUUCGCCCUGCAGAACCAAAAGUGGCAGCAGGUCUUCGACUUGGACAAGGUCAUCAAGCAGCUGCGAACGGCCGAGAAGACCUUUCUGCGCGGCGGGAAGAACUCCUCCGCCGCCGGCGCCGCUGGCGGAGAUCAGCAGGCGAAAGUUCAAGUCCAGCGCCUCCAGUCGGCGGACAUGGCCUACUACGAUCUGGUGCCAAAGUUGGCCAGCCGAGAUAUAGUACUUUGUAGUUCCUGCUCGGGUUGCUACACGAAGGCAGGCUUCCAGCAUCACAUUGCGCUGCAGCAUCCGAGCGUCUGGGAGGCCACCUCGAGCAAGGUGACCAAUGGUUCGUCCGCAACCAGCCACGAUUCGCGUCUCACUGCCACGGAGAACAGCCAAGAGGGCGGCGUAGUGCCCAGUUCGCCCACGGACACGCUUUCGGCCUCCACGCUCUCCAGCUGCUCCAAUGGCUCGAGCAGCUCGGCCUCGCUGCAGCAUCCUGCGGGCGCGGGAUCCUCCAGCACAACCACCACCUCGUCCUCGUCCUCCUCGUCGUCGUCGCGUCACAAGAGCAGCAGCAGCAAAAGCAGCAGUUCCUCCGCAUCCAAGGGCAGCGGCAGCAGCAGCAGCACUUCCGCCGGCAGUCGUUCGCGUUCCAAGUCGUCGAAGAACCGCCACCACACCUCGCCAGCUCCGGCGCCCGCGUUGGAUUCGUCCAAUCACAAGGAAUCGAAGGGUUCCAAGAAAGGUGCGGUUAUAGCAGCACCGCAGCCUGUUGUCGUCGCUGCUGCUGUUAAAGAGGAACCUCCAGCUGCCCCGGCUGCCAUCAGCGUGUUCUCCUCCUCCAGCAACUCAUCCUGCAGUCUACCGCCCACGCCCACAUUGGGAGCAGCCUCCGGGGAGGUGGCUCUGGGGGUCAACUACUCACCUGCCCAGCUUCAGACGGAGGUGGAAAAGCUACCCGAGCUGCAGCCAAAGAAAAAGUUAAAGGGCUCAAGCGAUCAUCGAACAAAAGCUGAGAAGGAGAAGAACAAAGAGAAGCCGGCGGCGGUGAUGGUGAAUCCCUACGAGCAGCAGCAGGUGAUCAGCGAGUUGGAUCAGGCCGUGUCCUCCAUUACGGGAGCAGUUUCCUCCGAGCAGGUGGCUCCCGAAGAGGAGGAACUCCCAUUGCCCAACACCUCCGAUGAGAACUCCAUUUCGCAGACGCUAGACGAAAUGCUGGACAGCAAGUUGAUCAACGAGAUUCUCAAUAACUUUGAUGAGAGCGCCUUGGACACUUCGCAACAGCAGCAGCCGCAGCAGCAGCAGUCGCAGAAUGGAUCUCUUUCGCAUCCCGCACAGGCGACGAAAAGAUUGCGCUACGAGGAUGGAAGCAUUUCCGAGGACUACACCGUCUAUCAGCAGCAGUCGGUGCAGCAGGUUUACGGCGAGGAGGAGCACCAGCAGCAGCAGGAGCUGACCACCAUCGAUGCCAUGCAGCUGCAACAGCUGAUCUACCAGCAACAGCAGAUGCUGGAGCAGCAGCAAUUGCAGGAGCAGCAGCAGCAGCAGCAGCAACAGCAGCUGCAGGAGGAUCAGAAGCUGCAGGAUCAGCGUCAGUUUAGCGUUUACAAUGUGCCAUCGCUGACGGAUGAGACAAUGGUCAGUACCCAACAGCCACAGCAGCUGGAGGAGCACAUGAUCUUGCCCAGCAUCAUUUACGAGAUCAGCGAAUCGAAUCCCGAUUCCAUGCUGGAGCAGCAGAAGGUUCUGGCCGAAUUCCUAACCCAUGCGGGCUAUGAAAAUGUCGACGUGAAUGUCGUUCAAUCGGUGAGUUCUGCAAUGGAGACCACCACCACCAAUCACCACCACUUGGCGGACGAGCUGGGUGACUUUGAGUUCAGUAAACUGGAGACUGUUAGCGACACCGUAAAGACUGUUAAACCCACAACCAAUCCUCAGAUCACCACCCAUCAUCCAUCGCUGGCCAAUGCCAAAUACCACGAGGACAGCUACUUCAAUGUGAUGCUCUACUCGGGAUCGCCACGUCCGCUGGCCAUGAACACAUUCGGCAUGGUGAAGAUGCCCCAGGGAUUGGGUGUGACAUUUCGCAAAAAUCUGCUGACUACUCGCAAGGCGAACAAUAAUUUGUUGUCCCUGACGGGUGGUAAUCAUUUAGGCGUGGUUGGCCAGCUGGCACGCCCACCGCCGCUGCCUUCACCCGCGUUAAAUAAUGGUUUUCCGGGGAAGAAUCCCGCUUCGGGAAGGACCAUCUACGCCCAGCGAUCGAAUGUCAUAGCACAGGAUCGAUUGAGGUGCAAUAAAAGGGCGCUAAUCAGUGGGAAAACUGGAGGAACAGGAGUAAUGACGGCCAAGCGUUUGAAUGAACUGCUGAUGGGAAAGGUCAAGAAGGAGGAGAAGCCACAAGCGGAAGGAGAGGAGGAGCAGUCGCCGCUGAAAGACAAAGAACGCGAGAAGGAGGAGGAUAACAAGCUGACCUUCAGCUUCUUCGAGAAACGCCGCCGGCUGUUGGCCGGCAAGCAGGAGCAACUCCAGAACUUGGGCCGCCCCAACUUCCACCUGCCGCUCCAGAGUAACCACAAUGCCAGCCAAAGUCAAAGCCACUCGCCGCAGCAUCUCCUCAAGAAGCAACUGCUGCGUACUUUAUCCGACAGCAGCAGCAACAUCAACAUCAGCAACAUGAACAAUAUAAACAGCAGCAGCAGCAACAACACUCCCAGCGCCAAUAGCAAUCCUCCCUGGAAGGGGAACAAUUCCAAUCCGGGCGGGAACUCCACUCCAACCAGCAGCGACUUGAUGCGCGUCUUUGUCUGAUCUGUUCUGAUC